AUGUAUGAGGAGCUACCAAAGAGGAUUUUUAAUGAGGGCGACAAGCCCCAAGUAACUCAGAUCAAUAACAACUGCAGGAUCGACUACAUUAUCAAGAAGUUCGAGAAGUGGAUGCCAAAGGAGUUUGCUGAUGUGAAGAAAGAUCCGGUUUUCUCUCAGGUUUUCAAGCUUCAUGAGAAUGGUCUUGGCUACUCCGCGAGAGUGAUACACAGCAUCUUGUGCAGGGAGCUUCUGACUUACAUGAUGCACGAGCUGUGGACUAGUCUUUCACUUAAGAUUGACUUAGAAGACUAUGCAUAUGAUGGUGGUUUCUGGAGCAAGGUCUUGAAGAGGAAAGAUGAAUCCAUUACACUCUUCAACCUGUGGAAUAAAGACAAGGCAGCUGUGAUGAAGUGGAAGAAUGCAGAUCGCAUUAGACUGAUCUACUUGGCCAUCAUUCUCUGUGUGGUUUUGGCGAGAGAUGAGAAGGCCAAUAUCCCCCUCAAAUACAUCACACUGGUCAUGGAUCUCGAGAAGUUUCGGAAGUAUCCUUGGGGAGUUGCGGCUUACGACCUUCUCUGCAGUUUGAUAGCCAAAAACCGUCACAAACUGAAGGAGAAGACAACAAGUUAUGUGUUAGAUGGAUUCUCCUACGCCUUGCAGAUUUGGGCUAUGGAAGUUGUACCAAAGAUUGGGAAGCUUUGUGGAAAGAAACUGGACAAAAGCUUUGCUAAUGGUCCUAGAUGCAUCAACUGGAGGGGAGCUGCAAAGGUUUCAUAUGAUGAGAUCAAUAGGCUGGAGCAAAUCUUUACAGCAGAGGAUGUCAGCUAUCCAUACAUCUCAUGGGCAGGGAAUAUGGUUGUAAUCCAAAGUCAGGAAUUUCGCAGAGAUGAUGAUGUCGAGGAUGACAUGAUCAAUGUUGUGAUGGAGUUGAUACGGGCUAAGCAUGACUUCAGUGAGCAUAUUUGGGAAUUUGAAGAAACUGAGGUUUCUUUAGAUCUUAAUGAUGAAGCACCAGCGAAUGUUGAAGCAGCUGAGAGUGAGGAAGAGUUCGAGACUCCACAAGGAUCAAAUAACCUAAGCUCUACAUCAAGAAGGGGUAAGAAGAGGGUCCCUGAUCGUGGUAUGGAAAAAAGGAAGCAUAAGGUUCUCUCUAGUGCACCAAAGCAAGCGCCUUUUAACGAAGACAUGAAGGCUUUCGUGACACAGUUGUUUGAAGACAACUUCUCUGCAAUGGAAAAGAGGCUACAGAAACAGAUGUCCGAGACAUUUGAGCAAAUGAAGUCGGACCUCAUUGCUUCCCGAAAAGAAGCAAGCGUUGAAGUUGAGCAUGGAGGGCCUUCACCGUCCAAGGCAACAACGAGCCAACCACCGUUGAGGAGGUCCACACGAGGGGAAGCAUUCGCGAGUCCAGUUAAAUUCAGUCAAGAUGAUGAUAUCUUUCGAGGGAUAGGUACUCAAGGCGUUGAAAAUCUUUCUCAGGCUUCGCAUGUGCCCGAAGUUGAUCCAUCUCAGACAGAUAAGGAAGAAGAUUGGUGGACUCCAAUGACUACAGCGCGAGGUUCACGAGCUAAAGACAAGACACCACCUCUGUCACAGUGGAAGAAAUGGUCUAAAGGAAAUGGCAAAGGACCUCAGCUUAGUGAUACACCAUUGCCACAAGAUGAUUCUCCUGAGUCACAAUUGUAUUAUUUCUCUGAAGAAUCAUGGGACAGAUUCACGCAAUGGUCUAUGAAUCCCAUACCUUUGCAAAUUGGUCCUACAAUCUUCAAUUCGACUGUAGCUACAAGGAUAGUAUGUGCUGGAAAAUGGCUUGGGAAUGACGAAAUGGAUGCUUAUAUGUUUAUAUGGCGAGUUAACACAUCUUUGGGACGUUGGGGCCCAACCCGUGUUGCUUUCAUGUCCGCUAUUUUCAACCUCCAACUCAACGCCGCAUACAAUGUGUUCCACCCUGACAAGAAAUCUUACCAAUUGCCUGAGUUUCUUCUUGGUUACGGGAGAGGAGAACUUCCAUCUCAUGGGCGGACUGAUCUAGUUUGGGGCGUUGAUAUUGAUCGUCUAUACUUUCUGUUGUUUGUGAACGGUAAUCACUGGAUUGCUGUCACCGUAAACAUCAUUGAAAGAAAAGUGGAAGCUUUUGAUUGCGGUGGGAGAAGGAAUAAGAAUAGGCAAUCCCUUGAGAAGUUUGCUCACAUGAUUCCUAGGAGAGUGAAGGCCGUUGCACCACCUGAUAGACAGAAGAAGCAACUCCUGUCACCAUAUACUAUUGUCGAAGUCCCUAUGAAGAAGAGAUUGAACAAGUCAUGUUGUGAUUGCGGUGUAUACGCACUCAAACACUUGGAGUGCCUAUUGCUUGGUGUCGACAUCAGCUUAGUGGAUGACGAAAUCAUCCAGGGUUGCAGACAAAAGAUUGGUGUGGAAUUAUGGGAAGCUAUCCAAAAUCCCAUUUUCGCUGAAGCGAUGACUCGAUAUGUGCCUUCAGCAUGGGAGAGGUCUGAGGUCUUUGACCUUGAAGAAGACUGA
Messenger RNA from Raphanus sativus (radish), 2502 nucleotides. RefSeq lists its product as uncharacterized. Bases 1 to 2502 code for a protein of 833 amino acids. The transcript is spliced from 6 exons. The record is from RefSeq and is a predicted model, not a curated record. Gene Ontology annotation, molecular function: cysteine-type peptidase activity. Lineage: Eukaryota; Viridiplantae; Streptophyta; Magnoliopsida; Brassicales; Brassicaceae. Gene Ontology annotation, biological process: proteolysis.